AUUGGCACAUUUUUCUUAAAACCAGGAGAAACUGAUGAUUUUGCCUUUCAUGAUAAAUUUAUUCCUAAGAACAAAAUUGAUUGUACAUUUCGCCAGAUCCGUGGACCUUCUGUAAUGAUUAGGGCAUUUGAAGGUAGUACUGGUGCAUUUGAUCAUGGUAAGAAGAACUAUUGGGAUGCAAGAGAAAAUAUGAUUUAUUUCACGCAUGGUCAAGAAGUGCCUAAGUUAGAGUAUAAAUGGACUUAA
Eruca vesicaria subsp. sativa (arugula) is the source of this 246-nucleotide messenger RNA. The record is from the annotation of a GenBank genome assembly. NCBI's taxonomy places the organism in Eukaryota, Viridiplantae, Streptophyta, Magnoliopsida, Brassicales, Brassicaceae.